CUUUCAUUUCCAAACCAACUUUUUUUCUUAUUUUCAUCAUCAUCAAGAAUCCAAGAAUCAUUUUCACAGAAACCCUAAUUGAAAAAUGAUGAUGAAGAACGUGAAGCUCUUACUCUUCUUCUUCACCAUCUCCAUCCUCCUGAUCGCCGUCGUCCACGCCGCUGAUGAAGAAGGCCAUGAAGGCCAUUCGCAUUCCGGGAAACCGAAAUGCGAAUGCUCACACGAAGACGACCAUGAAAACAAAGCCGGAGCUCGGAAAUACAAGAUCGCCGCCAUUCCUUUCGUUCUAGUCGCCGGCGUACUAGGAGUUCUUUUCCCUCUCUUAGGCAAAGUCUUCCCUUCUCUGCGCCCUGAAACAUCUUUCUUCUUCGUCACGAAAGCCUUUGCCGCCGGCGUGAUCCUCGCAACCGGGUUUAUGCACGUCUUGCCUGAGGCUUACACGAUGCUUAACUCGCCGUGUCUUACCUCAGAAGCAUGGGACUUUCCAUUCACCGGAUUUAUUGCGAUGGUGGCGGCGAUCUUGACGCUAUCCGUUGAUACAUUUGCGACUUCGAGUUUCUAUAGAUCGCAUUGCAAAGCGUCGAAGAUGAUCGCCGAUGGAGAAUCCGGCGAGCCAACCGUCGACACCGCCAAGGUCCAGGUUCUCCGGACUAGAGUUAUUGCACAGGUAUUGGAGCUGGGAAUAAUAGUACACUCAGUGGUAAUAGGAAUAUCACUUGGAGCUUCACAGAGUCCAGAAGCUGCAAAAGCUCUCUUCAUUGCCUUAAUGUUUCAUCAGUGCUUCGAAGGUCUUGGCCUUGGUGGUUGCAUUGCUCAGGGAAAAUUCAAGUGUUUGUCAGUAACAAUAAUGUCGACGUUCUUCGCUAUAACGACUCCACUAGGAAUCGUUCUUGGAAUGGGAAUAGCGAAUUCGUACGAUGAGUCUUCUCCAACGGCUCUGAUCGUUCAAGGUGUACUGAAUGCUGCAUCCGCAGGUAUUCUCAUCUAUAUGUCUUUGGUGGACCUUCUCGCAACAGAUUUCAUGCACCCAAAGAUGCAAUCUAAUACUGGGCUUCAAAUCAUGGCCCAUAUUGCUCUCCUCCUUGGUGCUGGUCUCAUGUCUAUUUUGGCCAAAUGGGCUUAAUAAUUUCUUAAUUAACAAUUUCAAUUUUGUUCAUGGGACUUUUCAAUGGUUAUCGUGGACUUGAAAUAUCAUUUGUUCUUUUUUCUUUUUUUCUUUUUUGUUGGCAACCAUUUUGUUCGUAUCUUUGUUCUUUUCAAUUUAAUUUUCGAGAUCUCUGACUUCUGGCCCACUUCAUGAUGCAAAACCA
Molecule: messenger RNA, 1310 nt
Organism: Thlaspi arvense
Lineage: Eukaryota; Viridiplantae; Streptophyta; Magnoliopsida; Brassicales; Brassicaceae
Source: the annotation of a GenBank genome assembly